Messenger RNA from Helobdella robusta, 3081 nucleotides. RefSeq lists its product as hypothetical. Lineage: Eukaryota; Metazoa; Annelida; Clitellata; Rhynchobdellida; Glossiphoniidae. The transcript has a single exon. The record is from RefSeq and is a predicted model, not a curated record. Gene Ontology annotation, biological process: negative regulation of transcription elongation by RNA polymerase II. Bases 12 to 2915 code for a protein of 967 amino acids. Gene Ontology annotation, cellular component: NELF complex.
GAAAUGCAAAUAUGGCAGAGGAUAGCAGAGUUCCGUUGUUUAAUUCUCCCACAUCAUUGAAUGCUCCAGGCACUGCAUUUACUCCACCAAAGUUGUUGAAUGUGCCAGAGUACGGCCACUCAACUGACACUCUCAACAAUGACAACUGUUGUGGAUGCAGUCGUUGGUCUUGCUCCAUGAAAAAGAAGAACAACAGCAGAGCUAACAACAGACCAUCACUACAACUACAACAGAAUGUUAGGAAAGAUUUAUUUUCAACUGGUCUCAGACUGGAUAGUCUUACACUGGCUGGUCCCACACCGACUGAUGAGGAUGUAACCACUCCAGCUCCUAAGGGUCGAAUUCAAAGUAGAGCAGACCACAUGAGUAAGAACAACAACAGUGAAGCUUCCUCAUUAUCUUCAUACUCAACUAACACUGACUUAGAUCUGGCCACAGCAAAUAUAGACUUCAUUAAUUAUUACUUUGAAAACCAAAAAUCUCAGGAAUCAGAUACUCCUUAUUGUAACAUUAAUAACACUAACAUUCGCAAUUGUAAUAAUACUGAAAUCUCGCUUCGAGCAGACAGGACAUUAGUAAACCUAAGAGUUCCUAAUUAUGAAUCGACAGUUCCUGCAAACUCGCCAUCAACAAGUUUUCGGGGAGCACCGAGUGACAUUUCACCAAACACUGAUUCACUACUUUCAUCCGAAACUGAUGAUGGCUCGGAAAAUAUCGCAGGUAAUAAUUUAUACGAUAGUUCCCCAAACAUCAACAACAGUAAUAAAAAUAGAAAAACUAUUAUAAGCCACAAGAAGAUUGUCGCGACUGGCAUUAAAAUAAAAAAGAAAACUUCCCUUUUCAGAAAUAACAGUCAAAAAAUCAAGGUAAAAAAAAAUUCUACGCCUAAAAGUAGUGCAAAAAAAAUUCAAAGCAGUAAAUUUAAAAAGGCUUCAAAAUGUGGUAAGAAAAUCAUAAAUAGGAUAAUCCACAGUCGAAGUGGCAGUUCAGCUGAGGAAGCAGUUAAUCCGCCCAUCCCUAUCAUCGAGAGGUCGUCUGAAAAAGUGUCACUAUGGUUACAACAAAUGAGUAGACAGCAAGAGUUGCCUCAAAUACCCGAACAACAUCAGCAGCUACCACAACAUCAGCAGCAACCACAACAUCAGCAGCUACCACAACAUCAGCAGCAACCACAACAUCAGCAGCAACCACAACAUCAGCAGCAACAGAAACAGAAUCCUGGCUAUGCACAACAACAGCAGCAAAAACAAAAGGACACUAAAAAAAGACUUCAUCAUGAGGAAAAACAAACAGAACAAUGUAAUCUAUAUGAAAACAUAAACUUAUAUAGAACAGAUAACAAAAUGGCACCUACUCUUCAGACUUACGAUGAAAGUUAUAUUCUACAAAAAACAGUUCAGACACCAGGCCUGCAACAACGACUGCAGAAACAACACGAAGAACAACGACGAAUCGUCACUUCUGUUCUGUCGAACCCAACACAGGCAUGCCACUUUCUUCAUCCCCGCCAUCCACUUCGUCCUAAUCCUCCAUCUUAUCAGUUCGCGGCUGCUGCAUAUCCCUAUUUAGGCCAUAGUCAACUGCAGCAACGGCAGCAGCUGCAACAUUUCUUGCAAUGUCAGCAGCAACUACAGCAACCGCACUAUGCUCGCCAAUUCAAUGCGCAACAUCAUUACAACAAGUCAACUUCACUCUUUAAAACUUAUAAUAAUAAUUUCCAAGUCAUAAAUAAUAGUAAUUACAUUAAUAAUUUUCAAAAACAUUUUAAUUAUGACGACAACUAUGAUAACGAUGGUGAUUUAAAUGAUGAAACACAAAUAAAUACGGAUGCCAUGGACAGUGAUUCAUUCCUGGACAGCACCCUGCAUUUCAACAGUCUUGCUGAUGGUGAUGAUGACGAUGAUGGUGGCGGUCGUCUCAAUGGUGCUAAUGUUUAUAAUGGCUACCGUCAAUCCUUAACGAAUGACCUAAGAAAUUUUCAAUGCACUACAAACUUCAGAAAAAACAAGAAAAAAUUCUUGGAGCGAUUUCCAUCACCUAAUUUAAGUAGCAAGUAUAAGAUCAUUGGUGACAAAAACAUUAAAAUCGACGACGAUGACGACGACUACAGCGAUGGCGAUGAUAACGUCCUGGAUAUUAGCAUGAUCGAGCACGACCCCAGCAACGGUUUCCACAACAACGUGACUCUCAUCUCAACGACGACGCCGAACGAUAGCCACAGUAGCGAGUAUGCAGCCGCAGCAGCAAGCAGCAGCAGCAACAACAACAGCAGGAACCAGAAUCGUCACAACAGCACCAGUUUCCAUCCACGCAAACAACAUCAACAUCACUUGACUCGUCAGAGAUCGUACUGCAACCACAAAUACCGUCGCAGGUACAACCAUCUUAACCAUAGUAAAACUUCAUCUAGGGGUGCCACCAAAAGACAAGUUAGGAGACCUGAUCUUCAGCUGCAAAUGUCAGAUCGACUUUCUGGAGUUUAUCCUUCUCUUCUUACUAACAAUAACAUCAUCAUCAACAAUAACAUCAUCAACAACCAUAACAGCAUCUACAACUUCGGCAAUGAUGAGAGUAGCAUCUAUGUUAACAACAAUAUCCUUGCCAACAGCGAUGACAAUAAUUAUGUUAACAUUGAUAACUCUCAUGUGUGCAACGUCAGUGGUAAUGUGGUAAGUAGUAGCGGCAGCGGAAGUAGAAACGGUGGCGGUAUCCGCAGCAGCCACAGAAGCCAGAGGAAUAGCAACAACAACGGCAAAAAUACGUCAAAAACGGCAACAAAUAGGAGACUAGUCUCGAAGCGUUUAGUUCAGGUGAGUAGGUACCUGAAGAGAAAAAGUAGGAUGAGUCGAAGGGACAUUAUGUCGUCUUCACUAACGUCUGUAUCCAAAGACGUCAAAACACUGGCUGUUUUUUAGAGUUGUUUAUCAGUUAGUGACUAGGAAUUAUGGUUCGUGUUGAUUAGUGAUUAGAUUUCAUUGCUUAGAAGGAUUGAAUUUUCGACAAUUACUUUUUAUAUUUGGAUAUAUAUAUAUAUAUAUAUAUAUAUAUAUAUAUAUAUAUAUAUAUAUAUAUAUAUAUAUA